UCUUCUGCACACGCUGAAGCCGCCUAUGAGGAGGAUUGGGAAGUCUUUGAUCCAUACUAUUUCAUCAAACAUGUCCCACCAUUGACUGAAGAACAACUUAACAGGAAGCCAGCGCUGCCUCUUAAAACCAGGAGUACCCCGAGUUUCUCCCUUGUCCUCGACUUGGACGAAACAUUGGUGCAUUGCAGCUUAAACGAACUGGAAGAUGCUGCACUUACGUUCCCUGUACUGUUCCAAGAUGUCAUUUACCAGGUGUAUGUGCGAUUACGGCCUUUCUUUCGCGAGUUCUUAGAACGUAUGUCUCAGAUCUACGAGAUCAUCCUUUUUACGGCGUCAAAGAAAGUCUAUGCAGACAAAUUACUGAACAUUUUGGAUCCCAAGAAGCGGCUAGUGAGACACAGACUGUUCCGGGAGCACUGCGUAUGUGUGCAAGGAAAUUAUAUUAAAGAUCUAAAUAUCCUGGGGAGGGAUCUUUCUAAAACAAUCAUCAUUGAUAACUCACCACAAGCCUUUGCAUACCAGCUUUCAAACGGAAUUCCCAUUGAGAGUUGGUUUAUGGAUAAAAACGACAAGGAGCUGCUGAAGCUUGUUCCCUUCCUGGAGAAGCUUGUAGAACUGAAUGAGGAUGUGCGGCCCCACAUCAGAGACAGAUUUCGCUUGCAUGACUGUUUGCCCCCAGACUAG
This is a messenger RNA of Staurois parvus, 684 nucleotides long. The record is from the annotation of a GenBank genome assembly. NCBI's taxonomy places the organism in Eukaryota, Metazoa, Chordata, Amphibia, Anura, Ranidae.